AUGCAGUCAUUUUUUUUAUGCUCUCAUGAAACAUCGAACAAUUUCAUACUGAAACCAAACACAAACCUCAUUUCAAUCCAUCCGGCAAGGAUCAGACCACAUCUGCUGGCGUCCACACCACUUAAAUCUCAACUCCAAUCAAGCCCACAAACCCCAGAAAGCAAAUCCAUUUGGCCACUCAUUUUGAAGCCAAAAAUAGGUCGGAAACCUGCAACCCAACUUCACUGUGGCAUUUCAUCAAACGAUUUGAGUACCCAUAAUGAAAGGGGUUUGAGGGAGUGGGUUGAAGUGGUUAGUGAAGCAAUAUCUACAGCAUUUCCGAUAUGGGUAUCUUUAGGUUGUCUAUGGGGUCUUUUAAGACCAAGUUCUUUCAACUGGGUCACUCCCCAAUGGUCCAUUGUUGGCCUUACUAUUACUAUGCUCGGUAUGGGUAUGACACUUACACUUGAUGAUCUUAGCAACGCUUUUGCUAUGCCUAAGGAGGUGCUCUCUGGUUUUGUACUGCAGUACUCGGUGAUGCCAUUAAGUGGGUUUCUGGUGAGCAAGCUGUUGAAUCUGCCAUCUUACUAUGCAGCUGGUCUAAUAUUGGUUGGUUGCUGCCCAGGUGGAACAGCAAGUAACAUUGUCACUUAUAUUGCCCGUGGAAAUGUGGCACUUUCAGUAUUGAUGACUGCAGUGAGCACUUUUGCGUCUGUGGUUAUGACCCCAUUUUUGACUGCCAAACUGGCUGGGCAAUAUGUUGCAGUAGAUGCUGCUGGACUCUUAGCGUCAACCAUGCAGGUUGUGCUUCUUCCUGUACUGGCUGGUGCCUUUUUAAAUCAGUAUUUCCAGAGCCUGGUUAAAAUUGUAUCUCCCUUCAUGCCACCUAUUGCUGUGGGAACUGUUGCUGUUCUAUGUGGAUAUGCAAUUGCCCAGAGUUCUUCUGCAAUCCUUAUGUCUGGUCGACAAGUGGUGCUUGCUUCAUCUCUUCUUCAUGCUUCUGGUUUUUUCUUUGGAUAUUCGCUUUCAAGAAUGCUUGGGCUUGACGUGGUGUCGUCAAGGACCAUCUCCAUUGAGGUUGGCAUGCAGGGUGAACUGAAUGAUGCUUCACAUUUAGAAGUUGAUUCCUACUAUGCAUUCCCAUUUCUCAUAAAGAUAAGUGAUUCCGCCUUUCUGUUUACGUUUCAGAACUCUAUGCUCGGUAUUGUUCUUGCUGCACAGCAUUUUGGGAACCCGCUGACUGCAGUACCAUGCGCCAUUUCUAGUGUCUGCCACUCAAUCUUUGGUAGCGCCCUGGCUGGAAUUUGGAGAUGUGGUUUGCCUGCCCAGAAUGAGGAUUGA
This is a messenger RNA of Dovyalis caffra, 1320 nucleotides long. The record is from the annotation of a GenBank genome assembly. Lineage: Eukaryota; Viridiplantae; Streptophyta; Magnoliopsida; Malpighiales; Salicaceae.